CCAUUAGCCAUCAUAAUAGCAAUGGAGGUCUCGCCUCUACAGAGCACCAUGUUCCCCCCACGCCACAACCAGCGCAAGUUCUCAACUCGCCUUUUAGACGGGGUGCCUUUCGAUGUCGGCGACAUACAAUCCUUCCUUCGAAAAUCCCUUGCCGAUGAACAACAAAGAGCACGGGAAGAUUCGGAGCUGACGACUAAAGAUAUUUUCCUGCCGCGCCUCUCCAUCGCAAACCAAUCGACGACGUUUUUCGGUAAAAGGGUCAUCUUUAAUAUCGACGAGAAGGAGAUCAAAGAGAAAGAAGAAAACAAAAAACGCCUUUUGAAGCAAACGUCCGCGACGAAAUUUUUGACAAAGGAAGCUGUGAAAUACUGCCUGGACAACAGCGACCCUCUGGUGCUGCUCUCGUUUAACUCUUUGCUGAGUGACCUGCCGUCAGGCUCGGAGAUGGGGAGAGAUGGGGUAGAGUCCGGGGAGCUGAGUAUCGUUUUUGAAGGAAACCUUAAACACGUGUCCAGGUCUGAGAAGUCCCGACACGAGCUCCCCGCUGAGCGUCGCCUGCAGUACCCAGUCAACUCCCGAAUGGCUAAUGUCGCCAUGUCUUCGUCCUUCAUCAUAGAGCAGCUGUGGCCUUGGCCUUGGCUGGAGCCGGAUGUCAGAGCCCACGCGCUGUACAAGACUUCUAAGGAAACCCCGUGCACCUUCGCGGAACAAUCCCGUCUUCCUAUGCUGCGUGUUCCCGACCUGAAGUACUCACUGUCUAGGUUUCUUCAAGCGUCGCAACCCUGCGUUAAAACUGCAGAGUACAAGCACUUGAAACAGAUUGCCGAUUCUUUUGCCGCGAAGGAGGGCAAAGAAUGCCAGAAGGCGCUUGUGAAUAAAGCGGAGACUUUAAAAAAUUGGAUCUCAGCGGUUCUUCCAAAUUACACCGGGUGCUACAACAGGCAAGGGGCUCCUUACUUUAACACAGCGAUCAUAGCCCCAUUUCUACACGACCUCUGGCCAGAACGCAACGAUUCGCAAAUAGACAGGGCUGCGUAUAUCAUCUCCUUAGCCACCGAGUUUUGGAUGCUGUUGAGAAAUGAAGAUCUGGAGCCGAUAUCGGAUGGUAACGGCCACACGAUGUGCAUGCACAAGUUCCGGAAAUUGUUCUCCUCGGUGAAAAUUCCUGGCCAGCCGUGCGAUAAGGCCUACCAUUUCUUUAAAACAUCAUCAGAAGACGAGGAAACGCCCCGGCACAUCAUCGUCAUCUACAACGGGCAUAUAUUUAAACUGGAGGUGGUAGAUGUCAAUUAUAAACCGAUGCGCACAAACAUUAUUAAGAAAUACCUCCGCGAGUUAAAAAGAUGUGUGGACGAAGGCGUUAUCAAAGACAGUUUUGGUUUAGGUGUUUUAACCUCAAUGAAUAGAGACGAGUGGUGCGCAGCUAGAGCUCAUCUUAUGAAUAUAAGCACCGUAAACGAGGCGUGCCUGUACGAGAUAGAAGAAGCCAUGUUUGUUAUAAGUCUCGAAGACCUGCACGCGGUGAACUCUGACCUGCUUCCUCACGAGUCUGUGUUCGGUGACGGCUGCAACCGCUGGUACGAUAAAAGUUUAAGCUUCUACGUCUACGGCAACGGCAUCGUCACGGUCAACGUCAACAACUCUCUCGUCGACGGCCCGGUUGUCGCUAUCCUGCUGCACUACAUCCACCUCAGGAUCUUGGAGGACACGGAGAAAUGGGACGACGACGUGGUCGUGGCCAUGAGCAGGUCAGCCCUGGCGAGUGCCAUCCCCUCGGCCAGCGCUGUGUUUGACAAUCUCGGUAUCCAGCUUUCGGUCAGGAUGAACGAGAUACAAGAGGCGUGGGACUCGAAAACAAAGCAUCGAUACUCACCAGCUGAGAUGGAUGACGAACAGACCAUCUAUCUCUUGGAGUUCUACAUUGACGACAUCAUUGAAAAAAGUAUCAACAAGGCGUCGGUGAGUUUCGCGAAUCUUUCCGCGUCCGUAGAAACAGCGACCUGUAAGUUUGACGAAUACGAUCGCGAUAUUUUUCAAAUUAAAAAUAUCAACACCGAUGCUUUCGCGCAUCUGUUGAUCCACUUAACGUUUUUUAAAAUGUACCACAAGUCAGCCUCCGUCGGCUCGAGGGUGAGCCUCAAGCGUUUUUACCACGGGGGCCACGAGAUCCUGAGAAGUACCAACCCCGACGUCGUGCAGUUCUGUCAGAUAAUGAUGGACAAAAAAGCCAACUUCAUCGACCAACGGCUCAGUUUUUGGAGGGCCGAGAAAAAGCACCGGGACCUACUGCGAGAGUGCUGCUCCGGGAUGGGGUUCGGGUCACACCUGGCCGGCUUGAAGGUCAUGGCCGCCGACUUGUACCCGACCCAGCCCGAGCUGUUUUCUAAAGACAAGCUGGUGGAGGGCGUCGAGGUGUACGACAUCUACUGCGAGUGCGUCGCCGUGGGCUCCACGGGCUGCGCUGUGGUCCUCCCCCAGUCCACCGUGGGCUACGGGGUAGGGUACACGAUAGCCAACACCAAGAUUAUAUUCAACGUCAGCUCCUGGAAGGAGGUGAGAAGCACCAGCUCCCAGCUCUUCGUUCAGAGCCUCCACGGCACCCUCAAAGAUAUGAACGUGUUCGUAAACAGAUUGUGAUGUCAUCUCGUAACGUCAGUAGAAAUAAUUUAAAAAAAAUAACUUACGUUCCGAUCAAUCGAAGCAGCGAUAACUAUCAAUUUUAAAUAAAAUAGUACCCUAAGCUAUUCUGAACUGGAUAAGUAUCAAUUCAACAUUUUUGAAGCCUUUGUAGCAGAGAACAUAGUAUAAUGCUAAAUAGUAAAGUUAAUAUACAAAGAAAUACAUAUGAAAUAAA
Physella acuta is the source of this 2854-nucleotide messenger RNA. RefSeq names its product peroxisomal carnitine O-octanoyltransferase. Gene Ontology annotation, cellular component: peroxisome. Gene Ontology annotation, molecular function: carnitine O-octanoyltransferase activity. The record is from RefSeq and is a predicted model, not a curated record. NCBI's taxonomy places the organism in Eukaryota, Metazoa, Mollusca, Gastropoda, Physidae.